AUGGCACAAGGGCUGGAGCUGUCCGUCACAGACUUCCAGAGCACCUGGAACAACAUGCGGCACCACACAGAGGAGAUCAGCUCUGACCACCUCGUUGUUCGCCGGGGCCAGGCUUUCAACAUCAUUCUGUACUUCAGGAACCGGGGCUUCCAGCCAGACCUGGACAACAUCAUCUUCGUGGUAGAAACUGGACCGCUGCCAGACUUGGACAAGGGGACUCGGGCUGUGUUCAGUCUGUCAGGUCAUCGUAGCCCCAGCCCCUGGAUGGCCUCCCUGGAGACCAACAAGGCCGUCUCCCUGGAGGUGAGCCUGUAUGCUCCUCCCACGGCGGCUGUGGGUCGGUACCUCUUGAAGGUUCACAUUGACUCCUUCGAAGGGUCUGUCACGGCCUACCGCCUUGGGGAAUUCAUUCUACUCUUCAAUCCCUGGUGCUCAGGGGAUGCUGUCUACUUGGAGAGUGAGCCCCAGAGGCAGGAGUAUGUCAUGAAUGAUUACGGCUUCAUCUACCAAGGGAACAAGAACUGGAUCUACCCUUGCCCCUGGAACUAUGGACAGUUUGAAGAGAAUAUCAUAGAUAUCUGCCUGAAGUUGCUAGACAAGAGCCUGAACUUCCAGACUGACCCAGCUACAGACUGUGCCCUUAGGGGAAGUCCCGUCUACAUCAGCAGAGUGGUGUGUGCCAUGAUCAAUAGCAAUGAUGACAAUGGGGUGCUUAAUGGGAAGUGGAGUGAGAAUUACUUGGACGGCACCAACCCUGCGGAGUGGACUGGCAGCGUGGCCAUCCUGAAACAGUGGCACACCACAGGUUGUCAGCCAGUGCGCUACGGGCAGUGCUGGGUCUUUGCAGCCAUCAUGUGCACAGUGAUGAGGUGCCUGGGGAUCCCCACCCGCGUGAUCACCAACUUUGACUCUGGUCACGACACAGACGGAAACCUAAUCAUAGACGAGUAUUACGACAACACAGGCAGGAUUUUGGAGAAUAAGAAGAAGGACACUGUCUGGAACUUCCAUGUCUGGAAUGAGUGCUGGAUGGCCCGAAAUGACCUCCCUCCCGGUUACGGAGGCUGGCAGGUGCUGGAUGCCACUCCUCAGGAGACGAGCAACGGCCUGUACUGCUGCGGCCCUGCCUCGGUCAGAGCCAUCAAAGAGGGAGAUGUGGAUCUGAGCUAUGACACGGCCUUCGUCUUUUCCAUGGUGAAUGCCGACUGUGUGUCCUGGCUCAUCCAUGGAGGGAAGGAGCAGAGACUUCACCGGGACACGAAUGCUGUUGGCAAUUUUAUCAGCACCAAGAGCAUCCACAGUGAUGAGCGGGAUGAUGUCACAGAGAACUACAAGUAUGAAGAAGGUUCCCCCCAGGAGAGGCAAGUGUUUCUGAAAGCUCUUCAGAAGCUGAAGACUGGAGGGCCCCAAGACCACUACCAAGCAGACUCGCAGCCUUCCAGGCCCAUGCCCCUGAGCCAGGACAGUCCUCGGAGUCUGAAUACACCUUCCCUUCGGCCCAGCGAUGUUAUCCAAGUCUCCCUGAAAUUCCAGCUGCUUGACCCUCCCAACAUGGGCCAGGACAUAAGGUUUUUCCUGCUGGCCCUCAACAUGUCACUCCAGUUCAAGGACCUCAAGGUGAACCUGAGUGCUCAGUCUCUGCUGCAUGAUGGGAGUCCUCUGCCCCCAUUCUGGCAGGAUACAGCCUUCAUCCAGCUCUUUCCUGAAGAAGAAAAGACCUAUCCCUGCCAAAUCCCCUAUUCCCAGUACAGCCAGUACCUGUCAACAGACAAGCUGAUUCGUAUCAGUGCCCUGGGAGAAGAGAAGAGCAAUCCUGAGAAGAUCCUGGUGGACAAGAUCAUCACAUUAGUGUAUCCUGCCAUCAUGAUUAAUGUCCUAGGAGCAGCCAUUGUGAACCAGCCACUUGCCAUCCAGGUGAUAUUUUCAAAUCCUCUCUCGGAGCAGGUUGCAGACUGUGUGCUGACUGUGGAAGGAAGUGGUUUCUUCAAGAAACAGCAGAGAGUGUUGAUUGGAGUCCUCAAACCACAACAACGGGCCAGCAUCACUCUAAAGACUGUUCCCUUCAGGAGUGGCCAAAGGCAGAUACAAGCUAAUCUGAGAAGCAACAAGUUUAAGGAUAUCAAAGGUUAUAGGAACGUCUAUGUUGACUUGACACUAUAA
Pteronotus mesoamericanus is the source of this 2160-nucleotide messenger RNA. RefSeq names its product transglutaminase 5 (gene TGM5). The transcript has 13 exons. The record is from RefSeq and is a predicted model, not a curated record. Gene Ontology annotation, biological process: peptide cross-linking. Bases 1 to 2160 code for a protein of 719 amino acids. NCBI's taxonomy places the organism in Eukaryota, Metazoa, Chordata, Mammalia, Chiroptera, Mormoopidae. Gene Ontology annotation, molecular function: protein-glutamine gamma-glutamyltransferase activity.